UCGGCCGCAAAAACGGUCAUGGAUUUGAAAACGUCUGCCCGAUAUUUUGGUGGCCCAGCGUACACCCUUCGACUUCUUUUUCAGAUUUCCUACGAAAAUAAGGUUAAUGAUGAAUGUGAACCCCUUCUCACCAGUCUGUAACAGCUCCAGCGCUGCCCAUCAAUCUACCCCCGAUAGAGAGGGCUUUCUGAAGCCUUCCCUGCCCCAGCCAUUGCAACCUCAGGCACCCAACAGGCCUGCGCUAGCCCCGCUCUCUAUCCUCAAGCCAUUGAACAGAGACAACAUUCUCAUAUCACCGCCUCCGACCAAGUCUCUCAAGGUGACAUUUGAGACGCCCCAGAGAGCCCCCAUCACACCAGCCCGUCCAGUCCCCAACCCAGCAGCCUGGGAUAUCCUACGCCUACUGGACGAGGAGGAACGUUGGACUGACCGUGUCCAGGUCCUCACCCGACAGGACCACCAGGAGCACCUGCAGUUCGCUCAAGAGUUCCUGGACGAAAUUAUCAAUAACCUUUCAGCAAGAGAAUCUCUUCUGGCCGAAGAGCCAACAAGCGUCAAGGAAUACUCUGAAGAAGCUCAAGUUGCUGCAGAACAGCAGUCAGUUGACUGUGUAUUUCAGGGGGAGGAAGAGCAGAAGGAGAACCUGCCUCCUGUUGUGUCUCCACAAGAAGUCUCCAUCAUGGAGGAAGGUAUUCCUAGUAAGACAGGAAAGAGUAUUUACGAUCUCAGCGAGGAGGAUCUGAAGAACAUGAACCCCUUCCAGACCGGACCGGGUAUCCAGAACUCUCCACCCCUCCCCGGCAGCAAGAAAUCUGCCACUCCUGAGUUCAACUACGAGGACAUCAAGGAUCCCUUCGGGACAACGAGCGCGGUUCAGAAUUCACCCAAAACGAAGCAGAAGGGCUCCCCUAAGAACGCUGUCCAUAAUGCAAGUUCUGACCUUAACUUUGAGGAGGUUCAAGACCCUUUUAAACCCAAGACUCAGAUGCAGAAUUCUCCAGCGGCGUCGCCUAAAAACUUUACAGAAAGCAAAAGUUCGGAAUUUGAAUUUGACGAAAGCCAGGAUCCGUUUGCCUCAAAGAAUCAAAUGCAGAACUCGCCAAAGGCGUCGCCCAAAAACAAAAUCAACAACAGAAGUUCCGAUUUCACCUUUGAUGAGGAUAUGGAUCCAUUUGCAACGAAAACCCAAAUCACCAAUUCACCGCCGUUAUCCCCAAAGAAUGCUGCAAACGACUGCACAGAGUCAGAAGUAAAGGAUGAGCAAAUGCAGAACUCGGCCGAGUCCUCACCGAGGAAUACUCCAAGAAAAUCAAGAACAUCGCCCAAGAAUAGGACACCAACAAAAGCUGCAAAGAAGUCUCCCAAGUCCAGCCCUUCGGCGGCCUCAGAGGGCAGAGAGAACGAACCUCCAGCGUCAAACGGGGACGGCGGGGACUGUGUCUCAGCCCAGAAGCCUACCUUAGAGGUGACACCCUUGCCAAGAGAAGAUGAAUAUGAAGAUUGCCCUGAACCCAUCAAGACAGUGAAGGGUUAUGAGAAUUUCAUGGCAUCAGAGGAGUUUGUUCUGGCACCCGAGGAAGUGGAGGGAUCCUUUGGGGGAAUACAGGGUGACAUGCAGAGAGAUGAGGAGUUCAGACCAGCUGAGGAAGGCCUUAGUGUCCGAGGCCUAGCGAGGGACAUGAGCUUUGAGGAGAUGGAGUUCAGAUUGGCCGAGGAAGUGUUUGCCAGUUCAGACCCUGCUGCUUUUGACAUGGACUUUCUUGAGAAGGCUGGAGGUGGAAGUACGUUCCAAGAGUCUGCACUCUCGAGGCAGUCAUUGUACGUUAAGUUUGACCCCCUCGUUGAUGCCCCAGCAGCGGCAGCCCAGAGGAGUAUACAAUCAGCCGUCGCCACUCAGCCAAUACUAGAAGAAGAUGACCUCCUCCAAAUGCAAACUCCGCCCACUGUGUCCAACACGAGACAGUCGACGGCGACCAAUUUACGGGAGAAAGCCAUGACACAGAAUGCUGCCAGCCGGAAUGCGCAGCAACAAGGCGGGAUGAGCGAGGGAGUGGACAGACUCCUCACUUUCAGUCCUCCAAGGAACGAGUCUCAGGGUGUUGAUGAUGUGGAUGGGCGCCAGCAGAGAGUAGCCUCGACAUCAAGUGUGGAUCCUCAAGACGAGGACAUGGUUCAGUUUUUGCGAUAUUCUCAAGCCGAUCUGGAUGCUGCAAUCAAAGAAGCAAUCAAAGCUGUGCAACACCAGAACACAAAGGAAAUCAGUCAGUACAAGAACAAGCUUGAAGAGAAAGAUAAGAGGCUGGAAGAGAAAGAUAAGAUGAUCUUGGCUCAGAGAGCAAAAGAAGCGGAUUCAGAGAAAAACACAGAGAACCUCAGUGCCCUUGUCACCCAGUAUGAAAAAGCAAUGCAACAAAUGAUGGAUGAUAUAAGCAAGGCUAAGGACAGCUCUCAGGAAUCAGUUGCCGGUGUACAGAAGGAGAAAGAACAGGCGCUGGAAGAUCUUGCCUCGGUUGAGAACGCUUUCAGCGAACUUCACAGACGAUACGAGAAGUUAAAAAUAACAGUAGAGAGCUAUAAGAAGAAUGAAGAAGUCUUGAAGAAGUGUGUUGUAGACUACCAGGCAAAACUCAAGAAUAAAGAGCAAAGAUAUCAGACAUUGAAGACACAUGCUGAGGAGAAAAUAGAAAAGGCCAAUAAUCAAAUUGACAUGGUGAAGAAAAGCUACGAGGGUGAGCUGACGGCUCUGCAGGCCGCAGUCAAGAGGGAAACGAUGAAGGUGGACAGUAUGGAGAAGACGAUAGAACAAAAGACAAAAGAGAACGCUGAGCUGACGAACAUCUGUGACGAGCUCAUCGUAAAGAUCGCUGAGAAUAAAUAAAUCGUUUUUUUCUAGUUGCCCCUGGUCAGACAGUGUCACACGGAAGAGAAGCUGCGGAGAAAAUCUGUGCCAUGUUUGGGACCUACUCAGUAAAACUUUAAAACCCUUCAAUGAGGGUCAUACUCAUUGAGAGCACAUGCUGACAUGUUUGAAUAUUUCUAUUGUCUUAACCACAUCAAACACACUGAACAGCUUGUAGGCCAUGAUAUCCUAAGCUGGACCAUGCCACUUGUCUUAGUGGGGGUGUGAGGGAUUUGGUUAGGGAGGGGCAGGAAAAAACUGCCAGCAUCCUUUGUGUACCAAAAUCGGUAUGCCAAUACUAUCAGUAGUAGAUGAAACCAAAUUAUAAAACUUAAUGUAGCAAACAAAUAAGCUCAUACUUACCCAGGCAAAUACCUGGACAUGUUAACAACAUGUUAUUUUCAAAAAAGGCAUUGAAACAGGCGAAACAGGCUUCUCAGCAUGUUAUGACGAUGUACCAUAGGAGCGUUGCAACAAAACACGUCCCUCGCGGCCUCACUGCAGGGUUUAACAAAAUUAAAGAUUUGUUGCUCUUUGAACCCUGAUGAGUGCUUUCUUGAUGUUUGGGCAAUGGGCAGGGCCAAAUUAUUUUCAUUAAGCUGUCAAGCAGAAAUUCUGCUUAGCAAAUACCUUGGCUAAGCAAGAAACAACCGGGGUACACGUCAUAGCAAUGGUUACUUUAUGAUAUUCUGGCUGGUAACCUAUUUUUGCCAAGCAAAUGUUUUUAGCAACGUUUUGUCCCCGCAGGCUUUAUGAAAUUCUGGCAAGGAGUACUCAGUUCCAUGGAUGCUAUGUAGCGAUAACAAAUACAGGGUUCCUAAUAGUAGUUCAGACCAGUACAUGUGUUUUAUACCAGCAGCACAGAGUAGACAGUUUUUUGUUUUCGGGUAAAUUGACUGAACAUUUUUCGUUCAAGUGGAUGUCUGAAUGUUUUACAGUGGUAGUCUUUCAGUGUUUUCGAUUGACCCCCUUGCACCAGGGUCAGACAUGGCUACCGUGUACCAUGCUCACCAUUUUGGGAGUCAAUUGUACAUAAAACUAGUGUGUGUCCAUGUGUCAAGUAAACUGCACGACACUGUUAAAAAAAGCACAUGGGGAUAAUGACUCAAAAAGGGGGCACAACCAUGAGAUUAUUGUGAAGAUGAUUUCAUUGAUUUGGGCAAUAGACCUUUAUUACGCUGCCACCAUCUUGGUAAUGUUCCCUGUAUAUAACAACACAAAUGGAUGUUGUUAUUCACUGUGCAAAAAGGAACCAGACCAAUUCCCCUUCCAGCCUCAGUUUGGUUACAUUGAUUUGAACAAGAGAAAAUCAAGAUGGCGGCAACAUGAUAAAUGUUUAUAGGUAAUGCAGUUCUGAGUAUGUGUGUCAUGAUUGCAAGCCUUAAACUUCUCUUUUGAAGGGGUACAUCAAUAUCUCUUGUAAAGGCCACUUCUAUGAGGUAAAUGUAAAUUUCUAUUGGAACCUUGCAAAGGCCACCACAGCAAAAACAUAAUGGCACCACGACAAUUUUCGUAGGUGCCAUGCCAUGUAUUAGUUUCGAGGCCUGGGAUUGUGAGUGACUUUUGCUGUGGCUAGUGGUGCAGGAUGUGAUGGCAAUGUUGAUGUUAUUUGGAAGUCACAAUCGAGCUGUGGUUGAAACAAAAGCUGGAUUGUUAGGUAAGGCCAGUCAAUUGAAGAAAAGAAACCUCAAAAGCCAAUUAACAUCUCAGAAGUUUCCUAGGAUUCCUUGCUGAGUCGUUGGUAUGGUGGAAAAAAUCUAUGAUCAUUACCGGUUUGCCUUGUUAUUACCCAUCUUAUUGUGUAGUGCGUUUCUUAUUUUCAAUAUAUCACCAACAGAGGGCACUAUCACACACGCAUCACUCUUACACACAACCUGUUUUGGGUGACAGCAAAUUAAAAACAAAUACUAGUCAACCUCCAGAAAGUUUGUUAAACUUUUGUCAAAUGGCGACCAUGAAUUGCCCUUCUUUCAUAACUGUUAACAAACUGCAAUUAUGGUCGUUCGUGUGUGAAGGAAUGAUAUCCAAUUUGUGAAAAUGAAACAAUGUUAACUUGUGGAAUGAAUUUAUAUGAUUUAUGCUCAUCAGAAAGCUGAUAGAAACCUUAUCCGCCAAGAAUAUUUUGAGUUGCAACGUGUUAGACACCUCAUACGUGUAUUUUGAUAAGGCUAGCAAACGUGUGUAGAAAUAGUCCCUAGGUGUACAUACUAUAUAUAUCUGUAAGGCACAAUCUAAAGAUUUAUGUACAUACAAACAUACUGUAAUAAUUAUAGUCUAAAUGUAAUUUUGAUUGGAUAAUUGUGGGAGUUGUUUUGGUUGUUUUAUGCACGCAAAAUCAGGUUUCUUCCAGGUAAAUAUUGGGAUAACCUCUGUAUUUAAAGCCAAUUUUGAGUAAAACUUGCCGAUUAUUUAAUAAUGAUUAUUUAUUGAAGUUAACUAAUUUGGCUUUUGGGGGAUCUGCGGUUUGGAAGGCUUUUUUGUUUUAUCUGAUGAACCCUUUUUGUACGACGUGUUUCCACAAGAAAUUUACAAUCCUUGAGAACACAAUAAAGAAAGUUUCUGCAACUCAAAGGAAAUGUCAAGGAGGUUCUGUUGGCAUAGUCGUGGAGUAUCUUGAAAUUUUCCUUUGACUUUUUGUUUAUAUAGCGAGUCGCGCAUUUGUUUUGCUGGUUUUGGAGGUUGAGGUUUUGAAUUGAGGUCAUCAAUGUGGAAUUUUGUUUGACUCCAGAUGGGUUGGGGUGAAUUCCAAGAUCAUUUAAGUACUGUGAAGAAAAAAAAUGAGAGCGGGAAACCAAUGAAGGGAACUGUUUAUCGUUUAUAAGUUUAACUAUGCUACAAUUUUUGGUUUAUCAUUUGAAUAGCUUUAAGAAGAAUCAAUAUUUAUAAUGAAAAAAACUCCCACAGUUUUUGUACUUUAUUUUAAUAACGUUUCAAUAUGACGUCAAAGAUCAAUGGACAACUUUUGAAUCUGACCUUUGAACUUGAAAGGUCAAAUAGUGUCAUCAGAUUGUAAUGUAAAUACUAUUGACAAAGGGUUGUUUCUAAUGUUGCAUCUCAUUUUGUGUGUUAUAAAGCAGUUAUUGAUGUAAACAAUUGAUUUAUACAUUAUCAGUCCUGUCAAUAAAACUUCUACUGAUGUGUGUUGAAAUUGAA
Messenger RNA from Asterias rubens (European starfish), 6052 nucleotides. Its product is annotated as transforming acidic coiled-coil-containing protein 3-like. Gene Ontology annotation, cellular component: cytoplasm. The transcript is spliced from 23 exons. NCBI's taxonomy places the organism in Eukaryota, Metazoa, Echinodermata, Asteroidea, Forcipulatida, Asteriidae. The coding region runs from base 107 to 2878 and encodes 923 amino acids. The record is from RefSeq and is a predicted model, not a curated record. Gene Ontology annotation, biological process: cerebral cortex development; mitotic spindle organization; cell population proliferation.